AUCUUUAGGAAAAAAAGCACCACGGAUGAUGAGUUCAAGCAGUCGGAUCACGAGAUGAAAAGAGUUCCAUAAUUAAAUUAAUUAGCGCGGAUUGACCUGUGAUGAUAUUUCACAUGACCACACUUGCACAACAAAAGACAAAGCUGGAGCGAUUUCAAAUCUUUUUUCGAUACAAAAUACUGAUUACGAAGAGCUAAAUUGAACUCCAAACAAAUCCAAAUUGCUUUCGCUCAGCUCAUCAAAAUCUGAUCCGUCUCGUUGUUGGUAUAAACAUAAAAGGAAACUGUAAUCGAUACUCAAACGAGUUGUGCACAAUACGAAGACAAAUAAAUGAUAAGAUGAGUAGCAUAAAAAGAGGUCAACAUUGACUUAACAUCCCGUGAUCGUCUGAAAACCAAAACCAGCUAUAUGUUGUAUGAUAGAUAAAAGGAGGUUAGAGCAACCAUCCAUCAGUCGCCCAAUCUAUUAGCAGAUCAGCAAAGAUGGAGAGCAAAGGCAAUAAGCGCUCCAGCGCUCUCUUCGUCGGCCUCUCUUUCAAUUUAAUUCUGACGUUGGGUUCCCUUGGUUUCACGUGCUAUUCUUUGUAUCGAUUUGAUUCUCGUCUAACAGCAGUUGAACAGGAUUUGCUGGUUGUAAAUCAUCCAGAUCAGUUUACCAAUCGCGUGAUUGAUAAACCAACAUCUACGCAUUCGCCUCCAAGCGGAUCGCAAAGGAAGGAAGCUGUCGCUAAGAGAGCUGUCGACAGACCAUCCAUGUGCCGCAAAUGCAGCAGCCCCUGUUUAAACACAAAUCGCCUUCGAAAUAAUUUGACAGACGAAACAAGUAAUGAAAGAAUAGUUUGUGUGGAAGGACCUCGAGGGUUACCAGGACCUCCCGGUUCACCUGGACCUACUGGUCCCCAGGGCUCUCCCGGGCCAAGUGGUAGAAGAGGAAGAAAAGGAACCGCGGGUCCCCCUGGACUCCAGGGAAAACGAGGUAGCAGAGGAUUACCAGGAUCCCCCGGACCUGCAGGCCCCUCUGGUAAAUCUUCACAACCACCAACAAAAUUCGUGACAAAACCAAAGAAAUCAGUCACCGCUUAUAAAUCAUGGGACACAGUUCUCAAAUGUGAUAUCUUUGGCUAUCCAUUUCCUGUGAUCAGGUGGUCAAGACCACUCAAGCAACUUCCGAUCCAUAGACACGUCAUUGAUGGUAACAAACUUACGAUUGAAAACACAAGAGAAGAUGACGAUGGUGCUUACGUUUGCCAGGGAGCUAAUGAACUGGGGAGUGUNGCAGCAUUGAAUUUAACGAAUGUAAUUACCUCGGCGUUAUAUUUGGAAACAAGUGACCUCGUCCUGGUUUCAACAUCACCUCACAAAAGAGUAAAGCAAACUUGA
Messenger RNA from Orbicella faveolata, 1379 nucleotides. RefSeq lists its product as uncharacterized. Gene Ontology annotation, molecular function: cell-cell adhesion mediator activity. Gene Ontology annotation, biological process: dendrite self-avoidance; homophilic cell-cell adhesion; axon guidance. Gene Ontology annotation, cellular component: axon; plasma membrane. NCBI's taxonomy places the organism in Eukaryota, Metazoa, Cnidaria, Anthozoa, Scleractinia, Merulinidae. The record is from RefSeq and is a predicted model, not a curated record.